Molecule: messenger RNA, 1053 nt
Organism: Lentinula edodes (shiitake mushroom)
Lineage: Eukaryota; Fungi; Basidiomycota; Agaricomycetes; Agaricales; Omphalotaceae
Product: NAD-binding protein
Exons: 8
Coding region: 1-1053 (350 amino acids)
Source: RefSeq, a predicted model, not a curated record
AUGGCCACCAAAGUACCCCUUCUUCUGACCGGAGCCACUGGAUAUAUAGGUGGAACAGUUUUGACUCGUUUUCUACGACGUCCGGACAUAUCAUCUUUCGAUAUACGACUUCUUGUUCGAAGUCAUGAGAAGGCCAAGAGUAUUCAGGAUUUAAAUUUGGGUGUCACUGUAUUCAUUGGAUCCCAUACGGAUGCUGGGCUCAUGGAGGAAUUGACAUCUCAAGUAGAUGUUGUUAUCGCGACCACUGUGUACUGGCAGGCGGAUUGUGACAGCCUUGAUGCCGCAGAAAGCACUCUUAGAGGGCUCAAAAAACGAUACGAAAUGACGGGGAUCCCCCCUACUUUCAUUCAAACAUCGGGGACUGGUGUGUAUGUGGACUUUGUAGGUGGCAAGCAUGCCAAUUCGGAACUUUUUGACGACGGAAAUCCCGAACAAAUCGAGACCAUUUCGCCCACUGCCCCCCAUCGUCCGGUUGAUUUAGCGAUUGUCGCUGGGGAUGCCGAGGGUUAUGUGCGCAGCUACAUUAUACUUCCCUCGACCGUCUGGGGAAUUAGUACAGGACUACUCUUUGACGCCAAGAUUUCGAAUCCCCAUUCGGUACAAAUUCCCUAUUCUGCACGAGCUGCUCUGGCCCGUGGUAGGGGUGGAAUGUUGACCGAAGGCAAGAACGUAUGGCCUAUAGUUGAAAUUCAUGAGCUGGGCGAACUUUAUAGCUUGCUGUACGAUGCCAUUCAGAACAAGCAUCCUAAAGCAGGGCAUGGAAGAGAAGGAUACUACAAUGCUGGUUAUGAAGAAUAUUCCAUGAAUCAGCUGGCUACCAGUCUGUCGCAAGGCCUUGUCGCGCUGAACAGAGGGACCAACGCUGAGCCAUCAUCUUUCACGCAGGAGGAGCUCGACAAGUUUUUCGGGCAAUUUGCACCCUUUUUUGGAAGCAAUUGUCGCUGCUUGUCCACGCGCUCGAAGGCAAUCGGUUGGAGUCCUAAACUAGGUUUGAGGGAUAUGCUUUCGAGUGUACAAUACGAGAUGGAGGUUCUUAUUGCCAAGGGCCUUUGA